AUUGUUCCUAAAUGUAUAAAAGGGCUCAGCAAGUCUCCCAUUUUCAUCAGAACUCGACGGUUCAACCCCUCACAGAAACUUACAGGUGCAUCUGCAUUCUUCUAACAAUCUUGACAAGCCGAGAAGAAUUAUUACCAACAAACUCACAAAAUUUGCUAUCUACUUCGGUUUGCAAGAAACCUACAUGUACAUCAUAUUUCGCAUAUCAAUAUUCGUCUUGAAUUUUUGAUAACCCUAAAGGUAUUAAAUAUACUACGAGCUACUGGCAGAUUUUACGUACGACUCUCAAAGUUGAACCCAACAACAACACCAAAAACCAAGAUGGCCACCUACGAAGAUGACGUUGCAGCCCUGGUCGUUGACAACGGAUCGGGUAUGUGUAAGGCUGGCUUCGCAGGCGACGAUGCACCACGAGCUGUCUUCUCAUCUGUCGUCGGUAGACCUAAACAUCAGAUGGUCAUGGUUGGCAUGGGUUCGAAAGACAGCUACGUCGGCGACGAGGCCCAAAGCAAGAGAGGAAUUCUAAAGCUCAACUACCCGAUCGAACACGGUAUCGUCACAAACUGGGACGAUAUGGAGAAGAUCUGGCAUCACACCUUCUACAACGAGCUCCGUGUCGCCCCCGAAGAACACCCGAUACUCUGCACUGAGGCUCCGAUGAAUCCCAAGGCAAACAGAGAAAAGAUGACACAGAUAAUGUUUGAGACCUUCAAUACUCCAGCUUUCUACGUAGCUAUCCAAGCUGUCAUGUCCCUCUACGCCUCAGGUCGGACAACCGGAACCGUCUUUGAUGCUGGUGAUGGCGUCUCCCAUGUAGUGCCGAUCUAUGAAGGAUACGCCCUCCCGCAUGCCAUUCAUCGUCUUGAUCUUGCUGGGCGUGAUCUUACGCAUUCUUUGAUGGGGGUUCUCGCUGAACGAGGAACUCGAAUGGUCACUUCCGCCGAACGAGAAAUAGUCCGCGACAUCAAAGAGAAGCUGUGCUACGUCGCUCUCGACUUCGACCAGGAGAUGAAAACCGCUGCGUCGUCAUCGUCACUCGAGAAGAGCUACGAGCUCCCCGACGGUCAGGUCAUCACCGUCGGCAACGAGCGAUUCCGUGCUCCAGAGUGUCUUUUCCAACCGUCUUUCCUAGGCCACGAGAUGGCCGGAAUUCAUGAGACAGUCUACAACAGUGUCAAUAAAUGCGAUAUAGAUAUCCGCAAGGACCUUUACGCCAAUACGGUGUUGUCUGGUGGCUCCACCAUGUUUCCGGGAUUCGCGGACAGGAUGCACAAGGAGCUCUCCGCCCUGACUCCACCCUCCAUGAAGAUCAAGAUUAUAGCUCCUCCUGAAAGGAAGUACUCCGUGUGGAUCGGGGGCUCCAUCUUGGCUUCUCUCUCCACCUUUCAGGACAUGUGGAUCAGCAAGCAGGAGUACGACGAAUGUGGACCAGGGAUCGUUCAUAGAAAAUGCUUCUAAACAGAUGAUUAGGAAAAUAUUUUGAACAGGAUUUCACUCCAAGAUGCCCAAUGUAGAAGUUUUUGGUCGAGUGGAUACGUCGCCGGACUGUCGAUCACAAGGUCCGUGGUUCAAGUCCCGCCGCGGCACUAAUGUCCUUUGGCAAGACAUUGAUCUACCUUCGCCACACUCAACCCAGGUGAAGUAAAUGGGUACCUAGCAGGGUUAAUUCCUUGAAAGCUGGAGCGCUGUAAUGGCAGCUAUGCUAAAGCGGGGGUUAUAAUAGCCUCGGAAUAGAAUUUUUUAGAUAGAUGGCGCUAUAGAAAUGCCUAUUAUUAUUAUCAUUAUUAAUGUGAGCCAGGGUCAUUCACUGAAAAUUAUUUUAAUACGAUUUUCCGAACUUUGCCGAAAUAAUGAUGCGAUGUUUUGGGAGUUUUGGAAUACAAUAUCUUGACAAUUCUAAAAGUGCCCAGAACCUAGUAAGUGCUUUUAUAAUGUAUUUCAGGAACUCAGCGAAACGAUGGUUUAUUCUGAAACUUCCGUAAAAAUAAGCAAUAUACUCUUUUGAUUUCGAAAAGGCUGUACAUAUAACAUUGGUUUUUAACAUUGUUAGCCGCACCCCCCCCCCCCAUUCAGAGGGUUUUGUGAAUGGCUAGUACCAGGCCAUAAGGUACAGGAACAUAAGAGUUACAAGCAGCGUACUUACAAAAUAUUCAGUCAAUAUGAUGGCUGAAUUUGCUUCACUUAACUGUGAUAAUUGUUUAUUCCUCAUACCCCGAUGACUUUUUAAUGUACAAACUAAAUAGUUGUGCAUUAAAAGUGUCAAUACCGUGUAAAGUAUUAUUUUCAUUUAUUUUAUUCUACUUUAAAAGUUAAAUAAUUUAUGGUUGAAAUAUCUGAUAGUACCAGCAGACAAUAUUAUAAAUUGUUUUGAAUGUUUCAUAUAUAUUUCACUUAUUUAUAAAUACUUUAUAAUCGUAUUGGAUUUGUCUGUUUAUUUGAUUAAUUGUAUCGAAAGGUUUUUAGGAAUAAUUAAUAUGUAUUAAUACCACUUUAUCCUAAUACACAACAUAUGCAACGGGUAUAUACCAUUAACGGCAUGAACGCGCUUGUUUGUCGAUAUACGUUUACUGUACAUCAUUACAUGUAUUUGUUUUUUAAAAGAUUGCUGGCGGUCACGUUGACUUUUUGUAAAUAAAUAAAUUAUUUUCAUUUUUUCACUAUUGAUUACCUCGAAAGCUAUAGAAUAUUGUAUAU
Molecule: messenger RNA, 2694 nt
Organism: Strongylocentrotus purpuratus (purple sea urchin)
Lineage: Eukaryota; Metazoa; Echinodermata; Echinoidea; Camarodonta; Strongylocentrotidae
Product: actin CyI, cytoplasmic
Exons: 5
Coding region: 322-1458 (378 amino acids)
Source: RefSeq, a predicted model, not a curated record